AUGCCUCCAGUGAAAACCGAUGGCGAUAGUGACGGGGAUGGUGAUUUGUCUGGAGCGGAGUCCGAGCAUUCCGGAUCCAGCCAAGGGCAGGAUCAUGAUUCCAGUGCGGAGGAAGCGGACGAACCAGAUUCGGACGAUUCCUCAGAAAUGUCCGAAGGGGAAUGUGAACGAAGGCGUACCAGUUGCCAGGAUAAUCUAACGAGCCUGGAAAAACAAUUCGGCAUCCUAAAGGAACAACUGUACAAGGAACGCAUGGUGCAGGUUGACCAUAAGCUGCAGCAAAUCCGGGGUGGCCGGUUGCAGGAUUACGUUAUACCGUUGCAGCAACUGCAACACAACAUGGACAGUCGGAAGGAGGUUGCUGAGGUGAUGAAAAAAUAUCGUGUCAAUAACAUUAAGAACAAGUUCGAAUCGGAACUGCAAGCAUGCUAUCAACAUUUUGAGAGUGAACAAAAUCUCGCCAAUGAUGGCAUUUGCGAUGAGCUGAUGGAGAAGGUGCGCCGAUUGGAGGAGGAUCGCCACAAUGUGGACAUAUCGUGGGCCGAUUGGGGCACCAACACGCGAACGGCAAAGGUCCGGGGCCCGGGGCGCAAGAAGGCUGUAACUGUGUCUGGGCCGUACAUCGUGUACAUGUUGCGCGAGGAGGAAAUUCUCGAGGACUGGACUUCGAUUCGGAAAGCGCUGAAACGUUCGACCGCUGCCGCUACCUGA
This is a messenger RNA of Anopheles marshallii, 711 nucleotides long. It is a transcript of the gene Brms1, whose product is annotated as breast cancer metastasis-suppressor 1-like protein. The transcript is spliced from 3 exons. Bases 1 to 711 code for a protein of 236 amino acids. Gene Ontology annotation, molecular function: histone deacetylase binding. Gene Ontology annotation, biological process: negative regulation of transcription by RNA polymerase II. Lineage: Eukaryota; Metazoa; Arthropoda; Insecta; Diptera; Culicidae. The record is from RefSeq and is a predicted model, not a curated record. Gene Ontology annotation, cellular component: Sin3-type complex.